CACGGAAGAACCGUUCGCCUGGCCUAGCCGCCGCCUGGCCGUAGAAUUGUCAUGCUUGCCGGUUAUGUUCUCCUCCAGAAAGAUAUUCGCGUGAACAGCUCCAGCGCAGUAAAUCUGACAAGUUUCUGUUGCAGCUUUGAGAUUAAACAUCAGAAAUGAGCCUCAAGAAAUGUCAAGUCGAUGUCGUUAUCGUAGGGUCGUGUAAUAUGGACCUGAUAAGCUAUGUGUCCCGAUUUCCCAAGCCUGGGGAAACAAUUCACGGAAAGCGAUUUAGCACAGGAUUUGGAGGAAAAGGAGCCAAUCAAUGUGUAAUGGCUUCAAGAUUAGGUGCAAGGACUGCUAUGGUGGGCAAGGUUGGAGAUGAUUCUUAUGGCAGAGAUACAAUAAAGAACUUUAAAGAUAACGAUGUCAUUACAGAUUUUCUUAGCAUCACCAAAGAAGCUUCUACAGGGGUUGCCCCGAUACUGGUCGAAGACAGUGGUCAAAACUCUAUAGUGAUUAUAAGUGGAGCCAACUUUGAAAUCACGCCAACAGAUGUGAACCAAGCUAUGGCUCAUAUGGAUUACCCUAAAGUGUUGGUGUGUCAGCUUGAGAUUUUGCAAGAUACUGUUCUAGCUGCUUUGAAGGAAGCAAGAUCCUGUGGAAUUACAACUGUAUUCAAUCCUGCUCCUGGUAUACCUGACUUACCAGAUGAAUUUUAUCAGUAUAGUGAUAUUUUCUGCCCAAAUGAAACUGAGACACAACUCCUGACAGGUCUCUCGGUAUCCAAUGUGGAAGAAGCUAAGAAAGCAUCUUUAGUUCUUCUUGAUAAGGGUUGUAAGACCGCCGUUAUAACCAUGGGAAGUGAGGGGGCCGUCUAUGCCACCGCAGAAUCAAGAACUCCAAUACAUGUUCCCACUGAUGCUGUAACAGCAGUUGAUACUACAGGAGCUGGUGACGCGUUCAUUGGUUCUCUGGCGUUCUAUCUCGCAAACCACCCCUCUCUGGAUCUCGGUGAGAUGAUAAAAAGAUCAUGUGCAAUAGCAUCAAUUAGUGUCUUAGCUCCUGGUACUCAAACCAGCUUUCCUUGGAAACAAAACCUUCCUUCUGGUUUAAUAUGAAUGCUCUUCUGACAUUUCAGUAUGUGUAUGCUGUUUGUAAAAAUUAUUGUGUUAUUGCUCUUAAUAAUGCAGGGAUGCAUGAAAGAGUUCAGAUUUUUAGAUAGUUUCAUCCUUUUUGCCUUCAGCAUUUUUCAACAUUGGACUUUUUCAAACACUUAGUAUUUUCAGCUAUUUUUAUUUGUAAUCACUUUGUGAUAAUAUUCUGCUGUGUAUAGCAACAAAAAAAAUACACCAGAACAAACUAAAAGCACUUUACAAAGAUAAGUAUUUAAUGAAUAGAACACAUUUUAUCAUGUUGAAGAUAUUGGUAGAAAAUGUAAUAGGAGAGAGACAUAUAAAUGAAGAUUUGGCAAAACCCAUUGAAGAAUUCUGAAUUGAGUUUGUGACAUUGCAUGCAAGCAGCCCUUCUUAUUUACCAUAUUGCAGCAAUAUGUUAUUUAUGUUUAAUGCUCGUCAUCUUUUCUUGAAUAUGAAAAUUGUUCUUGAUUAAAUGUACACAGGAAAAUCAUAUUUGCAACUUUCUGAGUAAGUAAUGCUCUAUGAUAUAGCAUGGCAGAUGGAAGAGCUGUACACAGUGUUGUUGCAUUUUCAUCAAACCUCCAUUUAUACAUUUUCCUUAUUUUCUGCUUUUGUUAAAAGCUACUUGAUGUAAGAGUGGAUUUACCCUAUAUUCUCUCUGUUCCCAAUUUAUAUUUCUUUUGAUUUCCUCCUCAUCCUCCUCCUCCUAUCUCUCCUCUCUCUCUCCCUUCAAAUCCCCCUUAUUCAUCCUUUUUUCCAUUAUGGUGCCAGGUAAAACAUGGUAGAAUCAGAACUAAAUGACAUUUGUUUCUAGAUAUUUCUGCCAUUUUUCCCUCUGCCACUUAUACCUUUGCAUUUUUUACCCCUUUCUCUUUUUACCGUGCUCUGUCUUAUUCUCUUUCCAUUAUGAUGCCAGGUAAACAUGUCAGAAGUCAAAAUGGCAUAAGUAAAAUACAGUGCCAUUU
This is a messenger RNA of Lytechinus variegatus (green sea urchin), 2083 nucleotides long. RefSeq names its product ribokinase-like (gene rbks). Bases 156 to 1100 code for a protein of 314 amino acids. Gene Ontology annotation, biological process: D-ribose metabolic process. The record is from RefSeq and is a predicted model, not a curated record. Lineage: Eukaryota; Metazoa; Echinodermata; Echinoidea; Temnopleuroida; Toxopneustidae. Gene Ontology annotation, molecular function: ribokinase activity. The transcript is spliced from 8 exons.